Molecule: messenger RNA, 939 nt
Organism: Penicillium maclennaniae
Lineage: Eukaryota; Fungi; Ascomycota; Eurotiomycetes; Eurotiales; Aspergillaceae
Product: NmrA-like family protein
Exons: 3
Coding region: 1-939 (312 amino acids)
Source: RefSeq, a predicted model, not a curated record
AUGGGUAUUACAGUCGGUAUUGCCGGGAUCACUGGCAAAUUCGCUCGUCUGGUUGUGAAGAACCUAUGCAAAUCCCCCGACGUUCAAAUCCGCGGACUAUGCCGUAACGCAUCAAAGCUCCCCCAGCAUUUCCGGGACUCGCCUCGCGUGACAACCAUCCAAGGCGACUCUGGCGAUCUAGAAACAUUGCGCACUUUUGUUCGUGGAUGUGAUGUCGUGGUCUGCUGCUACCUUGGAGACAACAAUCUCAUGACUGAAGGACAGAAAUUGCUUGUUGAUGCAUGUGAUCACGAAGGUGUUAGGCGCUAUGUCGCUAGCGACUACUGUCUUGACUUUACAAAGUUAGAACUUGGCCAGCACCCUGCGAAGGAUCCGAUGAAGCACGUAAAGGCCUAUUUGGAAACCAAGGACAAUGUUCAAGGAGUGCACGUCCUCAUUGGAGCAUUCAUGGAGACUUUUUGGAGUGAAUACUUUGGUAUCUGGAACCCGACUGAGUGCAAGUUGACCUUUUACGGAAAUGGAGACGAGCUUUGGGAGUCGACCACCUAUGAAACUGCAGCCCAAUAUGUAGCGGCCGUGGCGAUGGACCGCAGUGCCGUGGGCAUGCAGCAUUUCCUCGGUGACCGGAAAACGCUGCGCGAAAUCGCUGAUGAUUUUGCCGAGGUAUAUGGCAAGAAGCCUGAGCUUGAGCGCCUAGGAUCUCUCCACGACCUCUAUAACAAGAUGCAGGCAACCUUCCAAAAAGAUCCCUCGAAUAUCUAUGCAUACCUUGCCAUGUUCUACCAGUUCUACUGUACAAAUGGUCAAACAUACCUGAAGAAGGAUUUGGACAACUCCAAAUAUCCCGAGGUUGUACCGGUCACUUUCAAAAAGUUCCUUCAGACCCACCAAAUGGGGGAGUUAAGUGCCACGUACCAGAAUGCAGGCUCAAAUGCGUGA